This is a messenger RNA of Oxyura jamaicensis (ruddy duck), 2614 nucleotides long. RefSeq names its product aminoacyl tRNA synthetase complex interacting multifunctional protein 1 (gene AIMP1). The transcript has 7 exons. Bases 281 to 1210 code for a protein of 309 amino acids. NCBI's taxonomy places the organism in Eukaryota, Metazoa, Chordata, Aves, Anseriformes, Anatidae. The record is from RefSeq and is a predicted model, not a curated record. Gene Ontology annotation, molecular function: tRNA binding.
UACGUGUUUUGCACAUGGCAUGGAGGAGGCUCCGUGCUGGGCUUAGUAGCAGCCGCUCUGGAGCGAAGGCCCUAAGUUCAUGCACUCGCUUGUCCUCCUGGAAGCUUUGGAACCUUCUGUGUGAAGUGGUCUGGUAAUUGGUAACAGUCGCACACUGAGGAAGUUGCCAUUGCCAACUAGGAUAUGACACUGAAUUGUACAUCAGGGAAAUUAAUCUGGUUUUAAGGGUUGAAUUACCCUGCUCCAUUGCAGUGGGUUUUUAUCCCGUUUCUUGAUAAAGAUGGCAGCCAACAAUGCGGUGCUGAACAGACUGGAGCAGAAGGGUGCAGAGGCUGAUCAAGUUAUUGAAUACCUCAAGCAGCAAGUUGCUCUGCUCAAGGAGAAAGCUAUCUUGCAGGCAUCGCUCCGAGAAGAGAAGAAGCUUCGUGUGGAAAAUGCUAAACUAAAGAAAGAAAUUGAAGGGCUGAAACAAGAGCUGAUUCAGGCAGAAAUUCGAAAUGGAGUAAAACAGAUUGCAGUUCCUCCUGGUACAACUGUUUCUACAGCUUCGUUUGCAGAUGGUGAUCCACAACCCACAGCAGUUACAUCAUCUCCUGGCCCAAAAGAUCACGUUAAAGGUGAAGAUGAAGAAAAGAAAAAGAAGGAGAAAGUAGAAAAAAAAGGUGAAAAGAAGGAAAAGAAACAGCAGCCUGCUGCUGGAAGUAGUGAUUCAAAGCCUGUAGAUGUUUCUCGUCUGGAUCUUCGUGUUGGCUGCAUCAUCACUGCUGAAAAGCACCCAGAUGCAGACUCUCUCUAUGUUGAAAAGGUGGAUGUUGGAGAGGCAAGCCCACGGACUGUUGUCAGUGGUUUAGUGAAGCAUGUUCCUCUGGAUCAGAUGCAGAAUCGGAUGGCAAUACUACUCUGUAACUUGAAGCCUGCGAAGAUGAGAGGAGUCGUAUCUCAAGCCAUGGUGAUGUGUGCCAGCUCCCCAGAAAAAGUGGAAAUUCUGGCUCCCCCAGCUGGGGCAGUACCUGGGGACAGAAUCACAUUUGAAGGUUUUCCUGGAGAUCCUGAGAAGGAACUUAAUCCCAAGAAGAAGAUGUGGGAGCAAAUCCAACCUGAUCUUCAUACCAAUGACCAGUGUGUUGCAACAUACAAAGGAGUUCCAUUUGAAGUGAAAGGGAAAGGUGUCUGCAGGGCAGAGACCAUGGCAAACAGCGGAAUUAAAUAAGUGGUUAUUAGCCUGUUCAGUUGUUGAAAUGGAAAGUAACGAGAGCACAAUAAAAACAUCAAUAUAUAACCCCUCUGAAAUGCAUGGCUAAUAUGUUUUUUUGUUUGAUUCCUCUUCCAGAGAUACAGAAUGUUCUGCCUGUAAUAGUUCAACAAUUCACUCGUUCUCCAUAUUUACUGUCCCUGAGGUUAUGUUCUCCGCAGUCAGUAACCACACAAUGUUCAAGACUUAACUGCCAAACGCUUGUUCAUGUUAGAACUGAAUUAUGGCAAGCAUCUUUUCUAGACAGCUGAAAGUUUUAGAGGAUCCAUGAAGCAUGAGCAUCUCAAUAAGGAAAACUUUCUGCCGUGUUCCUCGUGUGGUAACCUCAGUUCAAGAGGUACAGCAUGAGGUCAGUGAAGACCGUAAUUAGUUUCAUUCUUCUUGUCUUUCAGAGGUUUCACACCUCUCAAGAAUUUUUCAGAUACAUUAUAGACUUCUGUGAAUUUUGAUUUUGGAUGUGUCAUCUGAGCUGCCUGUGGGCAGUUGUAAUGGGAAUAUAAAACUGUCCAUUUAUGCCCUAAUACAAACACAUUGACAUACAUCAAAUAUGUUGUUUUACUAUAUUAGCUUGUUUAAUCUUUUCUAACUUGAUAGUUCCAAAUGACAGAUAGUACUACAGAAGAAUGAAUAGCUAAUAGAUGGCCAAGCAAUGUUAGACAAAUACGCCCCCAAAAAAGUUUCCAAUGCUUGAAACACAUAUAAAAUGAAUUUAUUUCUUGUUUUAAUGUAUCUUUGAUUAAUAUUUUAUACAGAAUAUGCUUUGGUUUUAAUAGAAAUGGCUUCUUCAGGUUUUACCAUUUGAAUUACUCCAUAAUACGUUACGAGCAGUCAGACCUGCUAUGGGAAAAUCCUCAAAUGACUCCUUUUAAUUCUUGCCUUUCAAUACUCUGAAGUAACCAUUUUAGAUCAACUCACAAUUGAACCUUUUAGGCAACCAUUUAGGGGUAAUUGUAUGUUUGAGCAUAUACUAUUUAAUUAACUGUCUACAGCCUAACUACUCAAACAGCACUUUUCUAACCACUGAAAUAAUAAUAAUAAUAAUAAUAAAAAAAAAAACCUUACCCAACCUGAAUUUCACAGGCUUUGAACUUCAUCCCGUAAGCUGGGAGACAAAAACAAAAUGAUGAUGAUACAAAAUUGAAAGGAGCAGGCACAAAAGAAAAGAUGAACAGGUUUCUUUUUUGGAUGCGUUUUGUAUGUGCCUAUGCACUUAACUGUGCUAAUUUUCUGUUCAUCUGGGAAUAAGCAGUAGUAAUUAGCACAUUUAAAAUGUGCUGAAUACUGUUAGGCAUAUGGGAACUAUUUUAACUGCUUUGUAAACUACAUAUCUGUUAAUACCCUAUUAAACAACAUUCUUGAAGU